Messenger RNA from Xenopus laevis (African clawed frog), 1252 nucleotides. RefSeq names its product nicotinamide N-methyltransferase. Bases 36 to 944 code for a protein of 302 amino acids. The transcript is spliced from 4 exons. Lineage: Eukaryota; Metazoa; Chordata; Amphibia; Anura; Pipidae. The record is from RefSeq and is a predicted model, not a curated record.
CUUACACACGAUUGUCGCAGGACCCGCCUACAGUUAUGCAGACACGUGUUUGCUCCUUGUGCUGUGUCUCCUCUGCCUGUUCCAGCCAGCCUGCUUCUUCCUGCUGUGUGGCCUCUGCUUUUAGGACCCCCCUUGGCUGCCUGCUGGAUAUCAGAACUGGAGAUAUGGAAAGUGACUCAGAAACACAUUCAACAUGCGACAAUAAUUUUGAUGCCCGAAAAUAUCUGGAGGUUUAUUAUGGAGUCGAUCCAAAAACUCAGCAAGUGGAUGUAGAGUCAAAAUUUGUUCUUGGGUUCCUGCAUGACGUAUUUGUUUCAGGUCACGUAGCAGGAGACAGUUUGAUAGAAAUUGGUGCUGGACCCGUGAUAUAUCAUAUUGUAUCUGCUUCAGAGCGAUUUAACACCAUCUACCUGACUGAUUAUUGUGAAGAAAGUUUACAUGAAAUAGAUAAAUGUCUGCAAGGGAAAAAAGAUGCUUUUGAUUGGACACCAUAUUUUAAAUAUGUAUGUAAACUGGAGGGCAACAGGUCCACUCCAAAGGAUAAAAUGGAAACGAUGAAAAGGAAUAUUAAACUAAUGAAGUGUGAUGUCACACUGGCUAAUCCACUACAACCAAACACAGUUCCCCAAGCAGACUGUGUCAUAGUCGCAGGAUGCCUUAUAUGUGCUUGUAAAACCCCCGAUGAUUUCCAAAAUGCUUUAAAUAACAUUGCAUCCUUAGUAAAACCAGGGGGGUAUCUGAUUAUUGUUGACUACCUGGGUGCCUCCUAUUACCUGAUCGGUCAAACGAAGCUGAAUGUUCUUUCUCUUGAUGAGAACAUUGUCAAGCAAACCGUAACAGCCGCUGGAUUUUCCAUAGAGGAGUUUAAGGUUGGGAACAACUUUGGCAUUCCCCAUGAGAUUUUUAAUUGUAAGGAGGUGUUCUGUCUCCUUGCUAAGAAGUGAAAAAAUACAUCUUUAUUAUUGGAAUUCUUCCAGACAGAGUUGCUGCAUCUUUUGGAUAAGUACAGCUUAAAGGGAAUGUUUUCCAAUGAGCUGUGUUUGUUAGUGAGACAUAGUAAUAUGAUAAACAUGAGACACCAUGUCUUAUACUGGAGCACUGUCCAGUACUAACUCUGUACUAGCAGUCUCUGUAGGAACUCCUGCCAAGGUCAAGUGACCCUGAAGUGACAUCCUGAUUUACUUUCAUUGAGAAAUUGUUUAUGACAUUUUUGUUGAUUUGUUGGCAAAUAAUAAAGAGAGCCUGCAAAUAG